CUUCCUCUCUCUCGAUCUCUUAGAAAACAACCAAUUCGUUUUCUUCUUCCUCUCUCAAUCUUCAGCAUCAAUCAAACAUGUCUGCUUACAGAGGCAAAUACGCUGAUGAGCUUAUCGCCAAUGCUGCCUACAUCGGGACCCCUGGAAAGGGUAUUCUUGCUGCUGAUGAGUCAAAUGGCAUAAUCGGCAAACGUUUUGCUAGCAUCAAUGUUGAGAAUGUUCAAUCAAAUAGACGUGCUCUUCGCGAACUCCUUUUCACUGCCCCUGAUGUGCUCCAAUACCUUAAUGGAGUUAUCCUCUUUGAGGAAACCCUCUACCAGAAGACCACUUCAGGCAAGCCAUUCGUUGAUGUCUUGAAGGAAAGAGGUGUUCUCCCUAGAAUUAAGGUCGACCAGGGUACCGUUGAGCUCGCCGGAACCAAUGGUGAGACCAUAACCCAGGGUCUUGAUGGCCUUGCCCAGUGUUGCCAGAAGUACUAUGAAGUUGGUGCACGGUUCGUAAAGUGGCGUGCUGUGCUUAAGAUUAGCCCUAUUGAACCAUCUCAGCUGUCCAUCCAAGAGAAUGCCAACGGGUUAGCUCAUUAUGCCAUCAUCUGCCAGGAGAAUGGCCUAGUCCCCAUUGUUGAGCCAGAGAUCCUGGUUAAUGGACCACAUUCCAUCAAUAAGUGUGCAGAUAUGACCGAAUGUGUUCUUAUCGCAUGCUAUAAGGCAUUUAGCGACCACUAUGUCCUGCUUGAAGGGACUCUCUUGAAACCCAACAUGGUUACCCUAAGAUUUGAUGCCAAGAAGGCUUCACCAGAAGUGAUUGCUGAGUACACAGUUCGUGCCUUGUUGCGCACUACCUAUGUAGCUGUCUCUGCUGUUGUGUUCUUAUCCGGUGGACAGAGUAAGGAUGAGGCUACCCUCAACCUUAACGCAAUGAACCAACUCAAAGGAAAUAAGCCGUGGUUUCUAUCCUUCUCCUUUAGACGUGCUCUUCAGCAUAGCACACUGAAGGCAUGGGCAGGGAAAGAGGAAAACAUCCCAAAGGCACAUGUUGCUCUCCUCACAAGGGCCAAGGCCAACUCAGAAGCUACUUUUGGAAUCUACAAGGGUGAUGCCAAACUCGGUGAGGGACAAGGAUGGGGAGGAGCUGGAAAAGAAGGAUCUCUGGGAAGGUACGUUUCGGAUUUCGGAUUUGCAUGA
Messenger RNA from Malus domestica (apple), 1184 nucleotides. Its product is annotated as fructose-bisphosphate aldolase 6, cytosolic-like. Lineage: Eukaryota; Viridiplantae; Streptophyta; Magnoliopsida; Rosales; Rosaceae. Gene Ontology annotation, cellular component: cytosol. The record is from RefSeq and is a predicted model, not a curated record. Gene Ontology annotation, biological process: fructose 1,6-bisphosphate metabolic process; glycolytic process. Gene Ontology annotation, molecular function: fructose-bisphosphate aldolase activity.